AUGCUGGGUUCAUCUUCACAAUUUAAGCAAAUCAUUGUAAAGAAAACAAACGUUCCAUAUGAAUUGAGAUUUAUUGACAUCAGAAAUUAUAUAGCGGGUGGGACAUUAGACCAAUUCACUCAAGAUUUCGGAAACAAUAAAUCACGUGUUAAAUCCUUUUUCCCUUAUCAAUUCAUCACAUGGGAGAAUUACGAAGAAGAAUUAUAUAAAGUGGAACCAUUCACGAAAGAUUCAUUUUAUUCAGCAUUAACUCAAGAAACUAUAUCAGAUAGUGAUUAUCAAAUAUAUCUCAAUGAUGCUAAAAACUUUAAGAAUAGAUUAGAAUAUUUUAUUCAUUAUUGCAAUAAAGAUGUUGAAAUUAUGAUUGACCCAAUCGAUAAAAUUAUUGAAGAAACAUUUGUUUAUAAAAUUGACACGCUUCAUAAUCUUUCUUUAUCAUCGAAUGCUUCAAUGAUUCGUUACGCUUUAGCAUAUAAAGACUUUAAUCCUAAUGAAAAAUAUCCUGAGGAAGAGAUAGAAUCAAGUUUUGAAUUAACGAAAAAGUAUUGGAAAUAUAAAAUUGAAUCAUAUAAGAAACAAGAUGAAAAAGCAGAAAGAGAUACUAAAAAUACUAUCACGAUUUAA
This is a messenger RNA of Trichomonas vaginalis G3, 624 nucleotides long. RefSeq lists its product as uncharacterized. The transcript has a single exon. NCBI's taxonomy places the organism in Eukaryota, Parabasalia, Trichomonadida, Trichomonadidae. The record is from RefSeq and is a predicted model, not a curated record. Bases 1 to 624 code for a protein of 207 amino acids.